CGGCACGCCGCGGCGGGGUGGGUGCAAGAUGCCGCUGCCGGUUCAGGUGUUUAACUUGCAGCAGCCAGCCAGCUCUGUGUCAGGGUCGGGGGGUGCAGAAAGUCAGGACAGAAUGAGGGAUAGCUCGGCCCCCAGCUCGGCCUCCUCGUCAGUGACAGAUCUGUACUGCACCCCUCACAGCAGUAGGUCAGACCUCCUCCUGCCCGGUACGGCCGGGGACUUCAGCCUGAGCGCCAGCCUGUCGGCCUGUACGCUGCUCUACGAGGGGGCUGUGGAGCCCAUGCAGAUCGACGUGGACCCCCAGGAAGACCCGCAGAAUGCACCCGACGUCAACUACGUGGUGGAGAACCCCAGCCUGGUACGGAGCCCAGUGGGGGAACCUUGGGUGUCUCAGUUCUACUGAGGGGUCCAGGGCAGACUCCUCACUGCAGCCUGCACAGCAGGAUCUGGAGCAGUACGCAGCCAGUUACAGCGGCCUGAUGCGCAUCGAACGGCUGCAGUUCAUUGCUGAUCACUGCCCCACGCUGCGGGUGGAGGCCCUGAAGAUGGCCCUGUCGUUCGUGCAGAGAACCUUUAAUGUGGACAUGUAUGAGGAAAUCCACCGCAAGCUCUCAGAGGCCACCAGGUCCUCUCUCAGGGAGCUGCAGAACGCACCCGAUGCCAUCCCUGAGAGUGGCGUGGAGCCCCCACCCCUGGACACGGCCUGGGUGGAGGCCACGCGGAAGAAGGCCUUGCUGAAGCUGGAGAAGCUGGACACGGACCUGAAGAACUACAAAGGCAACUCCAUCAAGGAGAGCAUCCGGCGCGGCCACGACGACCUGGGCGACCAUUACCUGGACUGUGGGGACCUCAGCAACGCCCUCAAGUGCUACUCCCGGGCCCGGGACUACUGCACCAGCGCCAAGCAUGUCAUCAACAUGUGCCUCAACGUCAUCAAGGUCAGCGUCUACUUACAGAAUUGGUCUCAUGUGCUCAGCUAUGUCAGCAAGGCUGAGUCUACCCCGGAGAUUGCUGAGCAGCGAGGAGAGCGUGACAGCCAGACCCAGGCCAUCCUCACCAAGCUCAAGUGUGCCGCAGGUUUGGCGGAGCUGGCUGCCAGGAAGUACAAGCAGGCUGCCAAGUGCCUCCUGCUGGCUUCCUUUGAUCACUGCGACUUCCCUGAGCUGCUGUCCCCCAGCAACGUGGCCAUCUACGGUGGCCUGUGUGCCUUGGCUACCUUUGACCGGCAGGAGCUGCAGCGCAAUGUCAUCUCCAGUAGCUCCUUCAAGUUGUUCUUGGAGCUGGAGCCGCAGGUCCGAGACAUCAUCUUCAAAUUCUACGAGUCCAAGUACGCCUCAUGCCUCAAGAUGCUGGAUGAGAUGAAGGACAACCUGCUCCUGGACAUGUAUUUGGCUCCCCACGUCAGGACCCUGUACACCCAGAUUCGCAACCGUGCCCUCAUCCAGUAUUUCAGCCCCUACGUGUCAGCCGACAUGCAUAGGAUGGCGGCGGCCUUCAACACCACAGUGGCUGCCCUGGAGGACGAGCUGACGCAGCUAAUCCUGGAGGGGCUGAUCAGUGCCCGCGUAGACUCGCACAGCAAGAUCCUCUACGCCCGGGAUGUGGAUCAGCGCAGCACCACUUUUGAGAAGUCUCUGCUGAUGGGCAAGGAGUUCCAGCGCCGCGCCAAGGCCAUGAUGCUGCGAGCAGCUGUGCUCCGCAACCAGAUCCACGUCAAGUCCCCACCCAGAGAAGGGAGCCAGGGGGAGCUGACUCCAGCCAACAGCCAGUCUCGGAUGAGCACCAACAUGUGAGGGGUGGACCUUGGCCUCCAGGACAUCUGCAUCCCCUCCCCAUCUCCACGGACCUCCUGACCUCCAGGCGGCUCAGUGCUGCCUGCAGCCCAGCUAAGAGGCCUGGCCACUGGGUGCCCCCCAGCCUGCAUGCCCUUGCUGGGGCUGGGGAGGCAGGCGGCUGCUAGUUGUGGUCCUUCCUGGAAGGAGAGGCCUGCAGGGCUCGACCCUGUGGGUUUCUGUCCCCAGGGAGCAGACUGUGCGGCACCCAGGCGCAGCAGCACCACUUCCCAGACCCCUCCUGUUCCCGCCUCUGUCAGGUGCAGACAAGUGGGCGGUAUCCAUUAAAAAGCAGACUGAGCGUU
Messenger RNA from Chlorocebus sabaeus (green monkey), 2137 nucleotides. The record is from RefSeq and is a predicted model, not a curated record. NCBI's taxonomy places the organism in Eukaryota, Metazoa, Chordata, Mammalia, Primates, Cercopithecidae.